AUGUCCUUUUUUUAUCUAGUGACCAAGAUUUAUAUUCCAUCUCCUCCCGAUACCUCCUCAAAUGAACCUCCUCAAUUAAUGAAAUCGCCCAGAAAUGAAGCUAGCUCAACCUCAUUGAAAUCACCCCGAUCAAGGAAAGCCUCAGCUACCACUCACAAAGACUCUUCCACCAAUCAACCCCCUCCUCAACCUCAAGAGGAAAUACAAAUAUUUAAUUUUGAUAUGGAUAAAACAAUUGUAUUAUUAGACAAAAUCAAAGAAGUAUGCAGUUAUCAAGACGUAGAAAUACUAGAUCUCGUGCAUUUCAAAACAGGUGAAUGUUGCAUGAUUCAUACCAACCCCAUGGAGCAUGGCAGUAAAUAUCUAAAAAAAGGAGAGAAAUAUUUUGCAUGUCAAGUCAAAAUUACCACCACACAAAAACCACCUAGCCCUUCCAAUUCAAAACGUGGAUCCAACUCGCAACAGCAACAACCAGAAACCGUUGUUGAAAGAGCGUUCACCUCACUGGUGGCAGGCAAUGCAGCACAGGAACCAUUAAUUCCAACAAUUAUUGAUCCAACGAAAAAAAGUACAACCACUACAAAGAAGAAAUGA
This is a messenger RNA of Naegleria lovaniensis, 594 nucleotides long. RefSeq lists its product as uncharacterized. NCBI's taxonomy places the organism in Eukaryota, Heterolobosea, Eutetramitea, Acrasida, Naegleriidae. The record is from RefSeq and is a predicted model, not a curated record. Bases 1 to 594 code for a protein of 197 amino acids. The transcript has a single exon.